Molecule: messenger RNA, 937 nt
Organism: Schizosaccharomyces cryophilus OY26
Lineage: Eukaryota; Fungi; Ascomycota; Schizosaccharomycetes; Schizosaccharomycetales; Schizosaccharomycetaceae
Product: translation release factor
Exons: 2
Coding region: 139-717 (192 amino acids)
Biological process (GO): mitochondrial translational termination
Cellular component (GO): mitochondrial large ribosomal subunit
Molecular function (GO): translation release factor activity
Source: RefSeq, a predicted model, not a curated record
GAAGUUCAUUUCAAUAUUACGGCUAUAAUUUAUCAAUUAUUAUAGAUUUAUGAAUUAAAAACGAGCUUCCCUUUUUUUCUUAUAAUCAACUAUAAGAAAAGGAAACGACGGAACGAUGAUAAGUAUAAUCUCUACAAAAUGAUGGCAAAUGGUAUUGUUUGGCGUUCUUUUCAGAGCCGGUCGCUGUUCCAUACAUACUCUCUAAUUCUAUUUCCAAAAAAACAAAGUCGGCCAGAAGGUUUUAUCACCAAAGAACAAAUGAGCGAGUUGGCAUCCUUUCUCAAGCAAAAUUGGAAACCAACAAAAGACCAAGUGGAAAUCAAGUUUGCUCGAAGCAGUGGACCUGGAGGACAAAAUGUAAACAAACUCAAUACCAAAGUUACGGUCUCAUUACCUUUGGAACACCUGCGUUCUGUUGUCCCAUCAUUCCUACUUAAACAUUUUUAUUCGUGUCAAGAGCUACGACGGUUUCGAGUGGAUAACCAGCUACAAAUUCAAUCCCAGAGAACUAGAACACAAUCCAAAAAUGUUCAAGAUGCACUGUCUCGAAUUACUAAUUUGCUUCAUGAAGUAGCAAAGUCUCUCUAUAUCGCUCCAACGUCGCCUGAAAAGGUACAGCGGAUUACGGCUCUAAAAGAGAACGCGAAAAAUAAACGUCUCCAGGAGAAGAAGAAAAAGAGUAUGAAGAAGUCUUCUCGUCGAAUCUCUAUUGAUUGAAGCCUUUUCCUUUCAGCGUACCCAUUAUUCACUCCUUCAUCUCUACUCCAAUUUUAACAUAACGAAUUUGAUAAUUUAUGAAAUGUUCGAGACUUUUCUUGUCUUUUAAUCCUACGUAAAUAUCGAUUGUUUACUUUUUGGAGUUUGUAAUAUAUUACAUUAUAUAAUUCUAGACUUGUUUUGAUAUGCCCCCCGGCUUGAACAAAUACCCUUUUCCUGC